Molecule: messenger RNA, 2964 nt
Organism: Cinclus cinclus
Lineage: Eukaryota; Metazoa; Chordata; Aves; Passeriformes; Cinclidae
Gene: PTPN4
Product: protein tyrosine phosphatase non-receptor type 4
Exons: 28
Coding region: 123-2933 (936 amino acids)
Biological process (GO): protein dephosphorylation
Cellular component (GO): cytoplasmic side of plasma membrane; cytoskeleton; cytoplasm
Molecular function (GO): cytoskeletal protein binding; protein tyrosine phosphatase activity
Source: RefSeq, a predicted model, not a curated record
CUCCCCGCUCCAUCUGGAACCAGGACGCGGAUGUUACAUGAAGCUGUCAGCACAGGGCGUAGACUUGUGAUCGUCAUGGUUGCUUGCUGAGAAGAUGAGAACUGUUUGUGCUCCCAAACUAAAUGGACCCUGUGUGGACAGUAAUGACCGCACGUUUCCGAUUGCCUGCUGGCAGAACCUACAAUGUACGAGCAUCUGAGCUGGCACGAGACAGGCAGCAUACGGAGGUGGUCUGCAACGUUCUUCUCCUGGAUAACACUGUACAAGCUUUCAGAGUUAAUAAACAUGAUCAGGGCCAAGUUCUACUGGACAUAGUCUUCAAGCAUCUCGAUUUGACAGAGAGAGAUUACUUUGGUUUACAGUUGGCUGAUGAAUCUACUGAUAACCCUAGGUGGUUGGAUCCAAACAAACCUAUCAGGAAACAAUUAAAAAGAGGAUCUCCUCACAGUCUGAACUUCAGAGUUAAGUUUUUUGUAAGUGACCCAAACAAGCUCCAAGAAGAAUAUACAAGGUACCAGUACUUUUUGCAAAUUAAGCAGGACAUUCUUACUGGAAGAUUGCCCUGUCCUUAUAAUACUGCUGCUCUUCUGGCUUCCUAUGCUGUUCAAUCCGAGCUGGGAGACUACAACCAUUCAGAAAACUUGCCAGGCUACCUCUCAGAAUAUUCUUUCAUCCCUAGCCAGCCUCAAGACUUUGAAAAAGAAAUAGCAAAAUUACAUCAGCAGCACAUAGGGUUGUCUCCUGCAGAAGCAGAGUUCAAUUAUCUCAAUACAGCUCGUACCUUAGAACUUUAUGGAGUUGAAUUGCACUAUGCAAGGGAUCAGAGUAACAAUGAAAUAAUGAUUGGAGUGAUGUCAGGUGGAAUACUGAUUUUUAAGAACAGAGUACAAAUUAACACCUUUCAGUGGUUGAAGAUUGUAAAAAUUUCUUUCAAGUGCAAGCAGUUUUUUAUUCAACUUAGGAAAGAAUUGCAUGAAUCUAGAGAAACAUUACUGGGAUUCAAUAUGGUAAAUUACAGAGCAUGUAAAAAUUUGUGGAAAGCUUGUGUUGAGCAUCACACGUUCUUCCGUUUGGACAGACCACUUCCACCUCAGAAGAACUUUUUUGCACAUUAUUUCACUUUGGGUUCCAAGUUCCGGUACUGUGGGAGAACAGAAGUCCAAUCUGUGCAGUAUGGUAAAGAAAGAGCAAAUAAAGACAGGGUAUUUGCAAGAUCCCCCAGUAAACCCUUGGCACGGAAAGUAAUGAGUGGGAUGGAUUGGGAAGUAGUGAGUAGGAACUCACUGUCUGAUGACAGGUUGGAAACCCAGAGCCUCCCAUCACGGUCUCCACCUGGAACCCCAAAUCAUCGAAACUCUGCCUUCACUCAAGAAGGAGCCCGGUUACGACCCUCAUCAGUUGGACAUUUAGUGGAUCAUGUGGUUCACAGCUCCCCGAGUGAAGUAUUUGUAAAUCACAGAUCCCCAUCCUCCACCCAGGCCAACAGCAUCAUACUGGAAUCCUCCCCAUCUCAAGAGACUCCUAUAGAUGGGCAGCCUCCAGCAUUACCACCCAAACAAUUUAAAAAGAACAGUUGGAACCAAAUUCAUCAUUCACACUCACAGCAAGAACUGGAUAACCACAUUAAUGAAACAUUUGAUGUUCCUGCAUCACCUGAAAAAUCCACCCCCAAUGGUGGUGUCCCCCAUGACAAUCUUGUUAUGAUCAGAAUGAAACCAGAUGAAAAUGGAAGGUUUGGCUUCAAUGUAAAGGGUGGAUAUGACCAGAAGAUGCCAGUAAUAGUGUCCAGGGUAGCUCCAGGAACACCUGCUGAUCUGUGUGUCCCUCGUUUGAAUGAAGGGGACCAGGUUGUACUGAUUAACGGCAGGGACAUAGCAGAGCAUACCCACGACCAAGUUGUAAUGUUUAUUAAAGCUAGCUGUGAGAGACACUCAGGGGAACUUGUGCUCCUAGUUCGACCCAAUGCUGUCUAUGAUGUUGUGGAAGAGAAGCUGGAAAGUGAGCCUGAUUUUCAGUACAUCCCUGAGAAAUCUCCAGUUGAUGGUGUCCAUCAAGAUGAUAAUGCUCUGAGGGAAUCCAUGAUUCAGUUAGCAGAGGGGCUUAUCACUGGAACUGUCUUGGCUCAGUUUGAUCAAUUGUAUAGAAAAAAGCCUGGAAUGACAAUGUCUUGUGCCAGAUUACCUCAAAACAUUUCCAAAAAUAGAUACAGAGACAUUUCGCCUUAUGAUGCUACGCGGGUUAUUUUAAAAAGUAAUGAAGAUUACAUCAAUGCAAAUUAUAUAAAUAUGGAAAUCCCUUCUUCCACAAUAAUAAACCAGUACAUUGCUUGUCAAGGUCCAUUACCGAACACGUGUCCUGAUUUUUGGCAGAUGACUUGGGAGCAAGGCUCUUCUAUGGUUGUAAUGUUAACAACUCAAGUAGAACGGGGCAGAGUUAAAUGCCAUCAGUACUGGCCAGAGCCAUCAGGAAGCUCAUCAUAUGGGAAUUUUCAGAUUACCUGUCAUUCAGAAGAAGGAAAUCCUGCUUAUGUCUUUCGAGAAAUGACAUUGACCAAUCUGGAGAAAGAGGAAAGCCGCCAGCUGACUCAAAUCCAGUACAUAGCAUGGCCUGAUCACGGGGUUCCUGAUGAUUCCAGCGAUUUCCUGGAUUUUGUGUGUCUUGUGCGAAAGAAGAGAGCUGGCAGAGAAGAACCUGUUGUUGUUCACUGCAGUGCUGGGAUUGGACGGACAGGGGUUCUGAUCACGAUGGAGACAGCAAUGUGUCUCAUUGAGUGCAAUCAGCCUGUUUAUCCUCUAGAUAUUGUAAGAACCAUGAGAGAUCAAAGAGCCAUGAUGAUCCAAACACCUAGUCAGUACCGAUUUGUAUGUGAAGCUAUUUUGAAGGUGUAUGAAGAAGGAUUUAUUAAACCUUUACAAGCAUCACUGCAUAAGUAAAGAGCAAAAAACCUAUGAUAUCAGUUGAGGA